Eupeodes corollae is the source of this 1071-nucleotide messenger RNA. RefSeq lists its product as uncharacterized. Lineage: Eukaryota; Metazoa; Arthropoda; Insecta; Diptera; Syrphidae. Bases 90 to 926 code for a protein of 278 amino acids. The record is from RefSeq and is a predicted model, not a curated record. The transcript has 6 exons.
AGCUAUUUAGUAAGUAAAACUACUUCAAGCAAUGAAGUUGUGCGGUUGAAAGUUACGGCCAUUUGUAAGCUAAAUUAUGCCAUACCGUCAUGUCCUUGCACUUGAAAACAAUAAUCGUGAUAGUUUUACUUAUCUCUCAAUGGCCACUGUGUUUGGCUCAGACACUGCCUUCAUUUAGGAUAAUAGCUCCUCAGACGAUUUGUAAACAUGAAAAUAAUGGAAGUCUAACGAGUAGCCCCCAAGCUGUUGUUGUUGGGCUGCAACCUAGAGAUGGUAUGAAACUUUCAUACAAAGUAAGAAUAUUCUUCAAAUCCACCCCUAACCGAGUUAGAUCCCAAAGGAACACUCUCUUAGUCUGGAAGGCUAUACGCAGUCUAGAGAAUCGCCUCAACGUCAAGGAACGAAUACAAAUCUCAAAGCAGAAUAUGUUUUCAAUUAACAAAACCGAAGUUGAACCAGGGGUUAUUUACAUGUUCCAUAUUGUGGGCAUCACAGACGCAGGAGAGGUCAGCAAACAACAACUAUUCACUAUGAAAUAUACGGAUGGCAUGUUGGAACGAAAUGAAACUCAAGCCGGAUUAAAUUUUCUUCUGAUUGGAGCUGAAAGUACUGUCGCCAGUAUUCCUUAUACCAUUACAGCUCGGGUGUCCUUUUGUAAGCCACGUUAUGAUUACUAUCUGAGAUGGAAAAUGCUUGGAUUGGAUGAGGAAUUUCAGGAUCUUCUUCACACAACAGGAACUGUGUUGAAAAUUCCGGCAAAUUCCCUCAUUGCAGGAAAGGAGUAUGAAGUUCAAGCAGCUGUCAUACAAUCAGAUAAUUCCAUCGAACUAGCGCAGGUAUUUACACAAAUGAUUGCAUUUUCAAACAAAAACACUUUCAUUGAUUGUAGGGGGGAGGGGGGUGAUAUGAGGCCUGGUCAUAGGUAAUUUAACAAGUUCAUAACAUUUCGUUCUUUUUCAUAAGUUCGUAUAAUGCUAUCGAUUUUCGAUUUAUCUAUUUGAUAAAUAAAGUACUGACAUUAACCUUUGUUGCAUAAAUUAGUCGCAAGGAAGUCUUUAGUUACAUACCCUA